Messenger RNA from Oryza sativa Japonica Group (Japanese rice), 929 nucleotides. RefSeq names its product protein P21. Gene Ontology annotation, cellular component: extracellular region. Gene Ontology annotation, biological process: defense response. NCBI's taxonomy places the organism in Eukaryota, Viridiplantae, Streptophyta, Magnoliopsida, Poales, Poaceae. The record is from RefSeq and is a predicted model, not a curated record.
AAAGUUGAAUUCCAUUAUUCCACAUUAUCCAUUAGCCGGACCGCUAUAAAAAUCCACACCCCUAGCUUGCAUUCUUGCUCAGCUCAAUUUGAGCAACAGAAACACUAACACGUCACCAAUAAUGGCGUCCCUCGCCAACUCUUCUGUCCACCUCCUCCUCCUCGUCGUGGUGCUCGCCGCCGCCGCCGAUGCGGUGACGUUCACCAUCGUCAACAAGUGCGGGUACACCGUGUGGCCGGCGGCGCUGCCGUCGGGCGACGGCAAUCAGCUCGACCCGGGGCAGAGCUGGGCCGUGUACGUGCCGGCGGGCACCAAGGGCGCGCGCGUGUGGGGGCGCACGGGCUGCGGCUUCAUCUCCGGCGGCAGCCUAGGGCAGUGCCAGACGGGCGACUGCGGCGGCACGCUGCGGUGCGCGGCCGUCGGCGCGCCGCCCGUCACGGUGGCCGAGUUCUCGCUGGGCCAGGCGAGCAAGGACGACUACUUCGACAUCUCGCUCGUGGAUGGGUUCAACGCGCCAAUGGCCAUCGUGCCGGCGGCGGCGGGCGGGCGGCGGUGCCCCCGCGGCGGGCCUCGGUGCGCGGCGGAGAUCACGCUGCAGUGCCCCGGCGAGCUGCGCGCCAAGGCCGGGUGCAGCAACCCGUGCAGGGGGAACAGCACGUGCGGGCCGACCAAGGACACGGAGUUCUUCAAGAAGCUGUGCCCGGAGACGGUCACCUACGCCCGGGACGGCCAAGGCACCACCUUCACCUGCCCCGCCGGCACCGACUACCAGAUCGUCUUCUGCCCAUGAUGAGCUUGGUCUCGUACAGGGACAGUAAUAACUAUCUUAGUUCCUGUACUUGUAUAUGGUGGUAAAUAAAACCUCGCACUGAGUGAAUCACUUGUUUGGGAUAAUGAAAAUAAAUGGAUAAAUCUUGUCACUUAUGAUC